Pieris macdunnoughi is the source of this 237-nucleotide messenger RNA. The record is from the annotation of a GenBank genome assembly. Lineage: Eukaryota; Metazoa; Arthropoda; Insecta; Lepidoptera; Pieridae.
AUGGCCGGUGAAAGUGCUGUAUCCACAGUUGCAAAGCCUUUAAUGCGAGGCCUCCUGAACAAUGCUAUUAAGAGAAAUCUGAUCGUUGCUCUGACCCUUGCUGGUUUAUCUGGACUUACCUUCCAGCAGCUUGUUGCCAGUGAGCGGAAGAGGAAGUACGCUGAAUUCUACAGGACAUAUGACGCUGAGAAGGAAUUUGAAGAAAUGAAGGCUAAGGGUCUGUUCCAGUCCUGUUAG